Gryllus bimaculatus (two-spotted cricket) is the source of this 2076-nucleotide messenger RNA. The record is from the annotation of a GenBank genome assembly. NCBI's taxonomy places the organism in Eukaryota, Metazoa, Arthropoda, Insecta, Orthoptera, Gryllidae.
CCAACAACAAAACCAACUCCUAAGCCUACAACAAAACCGACUCCUAAGCCAACAACAAAACCAAAUCCUAAACCAACUCCAAAACCAACUUCAAAACCAACAACAAAACCUACAAUAAAGCCAACUACUACAAAACCGAAAACUACAGUGAAGCCAACUGUUCAGACAACGACUAAAAAAUCAGUACCAAUAACACAAAAACCAACUACAACAACUCAGAGAUCUACAACACCAAAAUCAACAACGCCAUUGACCACAACAGCAAAAUUAGCUACAAGUUCUCCCAAACUUCCAGAAGUAACCAAAUUCAGCCCAGAUAGUUCAGUUAUAAAUGUGGCUACUAAUAAUGAAGUAGCUAGACUUCACUCUGAUUCUCAUCUUGGUAAUCUUGAUGACUCAAUUCUUCUUCAUGGUUUGCUUCAAGCAGCAUCUCAGGAUGUACGAAGGCCUGGCAGAGAAAGGGAGGGUGAACUUGCUGAUAAGGUUAUUGAAGCUGCACUUCAGAAUUCUGUUUCUCCUCAAAAACCAAUAGCAGCACAUGAAACAGUAGUUGCUCAGCCAAGUCAAAAAGACCUCACAGCAAACAUUCAGCCACAACAAAGGGAAUUAGCUGUGGCAAACAAGGUUAUAGAAAUGGCAUUAGAGAAAACAAGAACUUCAAGUACGCCUCCUACAACUGUUCAGCCUUCUGCACAGUUUUUGGAUCUAGUUGCAUUAUUGCAGAAAAACACAACUCCACGCAGACUUAACUCAGAUGAACAAUUCCUAGCUGCACUUCUAGGAGCAAACCUCAGAGGCACAACUACUAAACCAAAGACUACAACUUCUAAACUUAGUCCUGAAGAACAACUGUUAGCAGCCUUGUUAAAUCCUCAACUACAAGCUGCAACUACAACAAAAACUAAGUCUCAGAAUAAUGCUCAGACACUAUCAGAUGCACAGUUUCUUGCAACUCUUCUGGCAGCAAAUUCACCUCGUCCCAACAACAAAGCACCUGUUGCUAAAGCCACUUCUCCAGCACCCAUAUUUCCACAGUUGCAGGGUGCAAAUAAUGGUUUCAUCAACCCAUCUGCUAUAGAUUUGGAAGGAGUGAAUGGAUCUGCUGGAGGUCAACGUUUAGUUAAAGCAGCAAUUGAAGUAACCAAAGCAGUUUCUCAGUUCAUGAAUGUUGUCAUCCAGGGUGCAAGCCAGUCCUUUCAAAGUUUUUUCACAAGAGGUACAAAUUUGUUGGGCAAUUACUUUAGUUGGGGAUCAUUGCAAUCUUCUGCAGGUUCAUGAAAUUAAGAUUUUCUAGAACCAUUGGCAAAGAAAUACAGAUGAGUUUCAUGAGUAUGUCAUGAAAUUGGAAGAGAAAUGAAACAUUUUUCACAUUUAAGAAGUUUGUGAAAUAAUUUACAGCAGAUUAUCACGUGAAUGUCUCAAAGUACUGAGAAACUCUUAAUUGAAAUAUGGAAAACUAUUGUGAUAAGUGGUUUUUGUUUCAAAAAUGGUAAAAUAUUUCAACAUUACCUGCCCUUAACAUUACCUGAAAAUGAAGCAUAAAUGUUAUGAAGAACGAUCUUGAAACUAAAUCUGUGAUUGCUUCAGAGAUUCUGCCAAUGUAUUUUUUUUUUUGGUCCAAGGUCAGAUCAUUCAUAAGAGAAUAUUUGGAAGAUGUGAAAUCAUGACAAGAAAAUCUACCAAUUGUGCCAUUACACCAACAAUUUGAAACACCUGAGAUAGUUUGAUGUUCCUUGCAAAUGAAGUGAGCGAGUGAAAAGUAGACUCAAUAAAUGAAUGAAUGUUUUGUAUUAAAACUUAAAAGCACUUAAUGGAAGAAGUUAAGUUAAUUAUCUCAGGUAAUGAGGUGUAUAUUUUACUCAAUAUUGAUGAAUAUUUUUAUGACUGAUUAUUGUUAAUCAUAAACAAAGUACAGGAAUUGUAAUGGAAGAAAAGAGUUCUUAGAAAGUAAUCAUUGUCUUUUUAAUAAAGUCAUUUAGCUGGAAAGCAAAUAAGGAUUUUGAAAUUUCUUUUGAUUAGUUUCUAUUCUAUAAAAAAAUGUUCAAAAGUGGAAAUAUUCUUGAGCAAAUAAAGCAA